AAUAUAUUACUUUCUACUUCUAAACUCUAAUGUUAUAUCGUAUUGGCAUCAGCAUUUACUAUUUGGGAAGCUUGAAUGCCGGAGCUCGCUGGUCGACGUAGGGUUGCUUCUUUUUUAAAUCGUGUAGCGUAGGAUUUGUAAAUUUUUAUAAAUAAUUAUUUAUUCGAUUCGAAGCCAAUCAGUGAUAGUUGUUUCGCGUACUGUACUGUCGCAGUCAUAUUUUCAUCGAUUUUAUCACUCGAAAGUUUUUUUUUGUAAAAUUUAUAAAAAUCUAAAAAAUCAUGCCUGAAACACGCUACACUAAUGGAUAUCCUCAGAGUGGAUGUGUCGCUAACGAAUUUCACGACAACGAGCUAUUUCUUUUCAGCUCCGAAUCUGUCGGCGAAGGACAUCCAGAUAAAAUGUGCGAUCAAAUUAGCGACGCUGUAUUAGAUGCUCAUCUGAAACAAGAUCCCGAUGCUAAAGUAGCCUGCGAAACCGUCACAAAAACCGGAAUGAUUCUGUUGUGUGGUGAGAUCACAUCGAAAGCCAACAUCGAUUAUCAAAAAGUAGUACGCGAUACGAUCAAACACAUCGGAUACGACGACUCUUCCAAAGGAUUCGAUUACAAAACGUGCACGGUAAUGUUGGCCUUAGACGAACAAUCACCAAAUAUCGCGGCUGGAGUUCAUAUAAAUCGAAGUAUAGAAGAUUUGGGUGCCGGCGAUCAGGGUUUGAUGUUCGGUUACGCAACUGACGAGACGGAAGAGUGUAUGCCUUUAACUGUGGUACUAGCUCAUAAGCUUAAUCAAAAAAUCGCCGAAUUAAGACGAAGCGGAGUAUUAUGGUGGGCUAGACCGGAUACUAAAACACAAGUGACCUGCGAAUACUACUUUUUGAAAGGCGCUUGUGUACCGAGUCGAGUGCAUACGGUUGUCGUAUCUGUCCAGCAUUCGGAUAAAAUUACAUUAGAAGAUUUAAGACAAGAUGUUAUGGAAAAAGUUAUCAAAGCCGUAAUUCCAGAAAAGUAUUUAGACGAACGUACAGUAUACCACAUUAAUCCGUGCGGACAAUUCGUUUUGGGAGGACCGCAGUGCGAUGCUGGAUUGACCGGCAGAAAGAUCAUCGUUGAUACGUACGGUGGCUGGGGAGCCCACGGUGGAGGCGCGUUUUCCGGUAAAGACUUCACUAAAGUAGACAGAUCAGCUGCGUAUGCUGCUCGUUGGGUUGCCAAAUCGUUAGUUAAAGCGAAACUCUGCAGACGAUGCUUAGUACAGGUAUCUUAUGCCAUUGGUGUUGCCGAACCUAUUUCUAUUACAUUGUUCGAUUACGGUACUUCGAAGAAAACGCAAAAAGAAUUAUUAGAUAUCGUGAAGAAAAACUUCGAUUUACGACCUGGUAAAAUCGUCAAAGAACUUAACUUGCGUAAUCCUAUCUAUCAACAGACGAGCACUUACGGUCAUUUUGGACGCGAUAUAUUCCCUUGGGAGCAACCCAAGCCCUUAAUCGAAUGAAAGUUUAUCAGAACGCCAUAAUCUUGAAGACUACAGCAUUUGAAAUGCUCCGGUGGUGAUAAGGUAUAUAAUAAUUCGACCUGGAUGUUUAUACAGAUCAUAUUUUUUCUAGAUUUUUACAAAAUUUACCAAUUUACCCGGCCAAUUUUUCACAUUUAUCCUCCCCCCUCUUUUUAAUCACCUUUUUUUUUCUAUACUUAUUGUAAUGUUUCAUGACCGUUGUAUGUUUUUUUUUCUUCUUUUAUUAGAUCGUGACUGCGUCAUAUAUAUAUUUGUAUUUUUCUCAAGUUCAUGUAGUAUUUUUCUGUCCGUUCUGUAUUUUUUUUUCCUCUUUUUUUUUCUUCUUGUAAUUCAUAUACGUAAACGUUGAUGGUAUUAACCGUAAUUUUUUAUUCCACGAGUUUGUUGCUGAAUUAGCUAGGUAGUAACUGAGACCAUCACUUGUUCAUUUCUUUGUACGAAUAUAAUAAAUUAUUCAAAUAAAA
Messenger RNA from Planococcus citri (citrus mealybug), 1978 nucleotides. RefSeq names its product S-adenosylmethionine Synthetase (gene Sam-S). Bases 282 to 1493 code for a protein of 403 amino acids. The transcript has 9 exons. Gene Ontology annotation, cellular component: cytosol. Gene Ontology annotation, molecular function: ATP binding; methionine adenosyltransferase activity. Gene Ontology annotation, biological process: S-adenosylmethionine biosynthetic process. The record is from RefSeq and is a predicted model, not a curated record. Lineage: Eukaryota; Metazoa; Arthropoda; Insecta; Hemiptera; Pseudococcidae.